CCCUAUCCUUUCCCUUAGCAGGGCCCCUGGAGCUGGAGGAGAGGAAGCCAAAGAGCGAUCGCGAAAGUUGUUUUUCUCACCCGUGGGGGAAAAAAAAAGAAAACACGAUCAGGGGACAGUCACGUGACUACCUUUUUGCAAAGGCGAACCCAUCGCGCUUAUUCUAAAGUAACACUCUCGCAAAGACGAAAAUUUUUCAGACCAGGAAGGAGAGCAGGAGGAAUUUUGCUGGCUGAGGUCAAAAGAGAAAAGACUGAAUAAAAGAUCAUGGAAAUGCAACCAAAGGAAACUAAUCCCACGUCACCACCUCCAGACUAUUCAGGCCCCGCUGAUCCACUUCCACAAGCCCAAUAUGGAUAUCCUCAGUAUGGAUCUACUAUUCCAGCUCAAGCAAAUCCACCUCCACCUAUCAUCUGGAUGCCGCCACCACCUGAGAUCCCCAAGUGCCCUCGUGGAUUAGAAUAUUUCAGCCAGCUUGGUCAGAUAUCAGUUGAGCAGCAGAUUGAACUCAUGGAAAUGAUAAGCGGCUUUGAAACUUGUAAUAGGUAUGAAGUAAAAAAUACCAUGGGGCAGUGGAUAUACUUUGCAGCUGAAGAGAAUGAUGACUACACUCUGAACUGUUACGGGCCUUUGAGACCGUUUACCAUAAAACUCUUUGACAGUACAAACCAACCAGUCAUACAAUUGUCAAGGGCUUUCCAUUGCUCCAUUUGCUGCUGUCCUUGUAUCUGCUGCCUGCAAGAGCUUGAAGUACAGGCACCACUAGGCAACAUCAUAGGAUAUGUGAAACAGAAGUGGCAUCCAUGCCUACCAAAAUUUAUUAUCCAAAAUGAGGCCAGAGAAGAUGUUCUUAGAAUUACUGCACCCUGUGUGCCAUGCCGAUUCUAUGAGGAUAUUAAUUUUGAGGUGAAAACCCUAGAUGGGAAAACUACCAUUGGAAACAUAAUUAAAUCAUGGACUGGUUUAGCAAGAGAGGCUGCUACAGAUGCAAGCAUUUUUCAAAUCCACUUUCCAAUGGACCUUGAUAUUACUAUGAAAGCAGUCAUAACAGGGGCUUGCUUUCUUAUGGAUUUCAUGUUUUUUGAACGAGCUGGAAACAGGAACAGAAGAAACACUCGUACUGGAGUACAUGGUGCUCGUGGGUUUCAUGGUGCUCAUGGGAUACAUGGUGCUCAUGGGAUACAUGGUGCUCAUGGAAUACAUGGUGCUCAUAGACACCACAGAUAAUCAGGACAUUUAGAGUAACACACCUCACACUGAAUUAACCUUGCAGGAGGAAUUUUAUUGAUUUAUAAAGUUCCUUAUUUGUAUAUUUACCAUUAUAUCUUUAACUAGUAUACCAUUUAUGUAGUAAUGCUCCAUAUAACUAUCUCAAAAUAUUGUCAAAUAUUCUCUCUCUCUCUCUCUAUAUAUAUAUAUAUAUAUAUAUCCAUAUUGAAAAGAGUGUUUCUAUCCAUAUAUAAUAACAGAGAUGUAUAAUAUAUAAAUUCUGCUAAUUUUUAAAGCACCCAUUCUCAUUAGCAGAUAGGUAUACUACAUUUGGCUUUUUUUCUGCUGUUAUAUAUUAAGAAUUUUCUUCUAUAUGUCUUCCAUUUUUUAUUUUCUGUAAUUAUUGUAACUAUUCUGUGUUAUGGUAAUAAAAUGAACCACAUUGGGCAUCUCAAUAUUCAUACAAUUAAUAGACAAA
Molecule: messenger RNA, 1687 nt
Organism: Candoia aspera
Lineage: Eukaryota; Metazoa; Chordata; Lepidosauria; Squamata; Candoiidae
Product: phospholipid scramblase 1-like
Exons: 10
Coding region: 268-1227 (319 amino acids)
Biological process (GO): plasma membrane phospholipid scrambling
Cellular component (GO): plasma membrane
Molecular function (GO): phospholipid scramblase activity
Source: RefSeq, a predicted model, not a curated record